Hirsutella rhossiliensis is the source of this 222-nucleotide messenger RNA. RefSeq lists its product as uncharacterized. The record is from RefSeq and is a predicted model, not a curated record. The coding region runs from base 1 to 222 and encodes 73 amino acids. The transcript is spliced from 3 exons. NCBI's taxonomy places the organism in Eukaryota, Fungi, Ascomycota, Sordariomycetes, Hypocreales, Ophiocordycipitaceae. Gene Ontology annotation, cellular component: mitochondrial inner membrane. Gene Ontology annotation, biological process: mitochondrial respiratory chain complex IV assembly.
AUGCCCGAUGCGCAUUCCACCUACUACGACCGCCGCCUGCGCCAAGGUCCGGCGCUCAUCCGUGCCCGACGACCCUACCUCUUUAAAAACUCAAUCACGGGUUUAGGACUGCUGACGGUCGUGGGCGGCAUUUACUACUACACCCUCAACGCUGUCGGCCAGGAUAACUUUGACAAUGUCAAGGUCCCAGAUACCCCUCGGCAGCCGGCAAAGAAACAAUGA